Messenger RNA from Penicillium robsamsonii, 198 nucleotides. RefSeq lists its product as uncharacterized. NCBI's taxonomy places the organism in Eukaryota, Fungi, Ascomycota, Eurotiomycetes, Eurotiales, Aspergillaceae. The coding region runs from base 1 to 198 and encodes 65 amino acids. The record is from RefSeq and is a predicted model, not a curated record. The transcript is spliced from 2 exons.
AUGUCACAUCGUUGUCGCAUCGUUGAGAUUGAAAACCAGAUCCCUAAUAAGUGGAGAGACGGGAACAGCCCCAACCUUAAGGAAAUGGGACCCGAAGCCUUGGGGCUGUUCGGGGUGGACAAGCGGGAUGAGCUGGGGUACCUGAUCCAUCGGGAUAGAAUCCGAAUUAUCGCCGUUGGUGCAGAUGCCGCGUCAUAA